Molecule: messenger RNA, 1740 nt
Organism: Diutina rugosa
Lineage: Eukaryota; Fungi; Ascomycota; Pichiomycetes; Serinales; Debaryomycetaceae
Product: proline-rich domain-containing protein
Exons: 1
Coding region: 1-1740 (579 amino acids)
Source: RefSeq, a predicted model, not a curated record
AUGACGACUGUCGCCGAUGACGGCGGUGAAGCUGGUGUUAAGGUUGGUGUUGAAUCUGGUGGUGCAGCUGGUGGUGCAGCUGGUGUUGCAACUAGUGUUGCAGCUGGCGGUGAAUCUGGCAGUGACGACAAUGGUACCACUAGUGACGACGUUAAGUACAUCGUCAACAACACCGACGAGGAGGAGAUUGACUUCCCCAAUACCGCAAAAGUGCCAGCGACCCCCAAUGCCCUCAAGUCCAACAGAUUGAGCCGCAGCAUACUCACGCCGCAGCAAUAUGACGAAUUACUUUCCAACUUCGACGGGACGCUUGCGGAGAAGAUACCUAUCUACCAGCAAUGGGCCCAGGAGACGCUAAAAAACACAAUGCUUGGUGAUGGGUCCAUGGAGAUCAUCAUUGAACACGCAAGUCUGGAAUUGCAAAAGAAUCUUGAAUACGACAACGUCGAAGCUGUGCUUCAAUUUUGGUUGGAGGCCACCAAACACCCGCGGUUUUACAAUGCCGACUACGUGCCUAGCACCACAAUGUUGUUAGUGAGAUUUCCGGCCGUGCUCUUUAAGCAGAACCAUAACAAUAGAAAACUGUUGACGGAGGCAAUCGUGCGCCUCUUGGAUAUCACUUCCAACCAUGUCCACUUCUAUGUUAAAAGGGCGAUUAUGAACGAGAUGCAGACGACAGAAAUCGUGUAUAUUAUGAGGGAGGUCUUGCCGAUUGUAUUGUUGGGCAAACUUGAUUUGACAAGGCACGGCACUAUCACCCAGAUUAAGUCUGUUUUGCUCAACGCCGAGAAAUUGGGCGUUAUCAGGCUCUUGGAAGCGUUGGACUUAUACGGUAAAAAUUUCGACGAGGACGUCAAGAAGGCGAUAUUAGCUGCUUCUUCGCUGCAGCAGACACCACAAAACGAAAUCUUCUCUGACGAGUCGUCCUCGCUGGCACCGCGUGAGCAAUCGUCCGACGACGACGAUGAUGAUUCUGGUACACAACUGCCUGACCAAUCGCCCCAUGGCCAACCGUUGACCCCGCCCCAACAGCGGUUCCCGCCAAACCUGCAGGGUAAGCUGGCUAAGACCCAGGCGAAUCGCUUGUCGCAAAAGCUGGCAUCAGCUCCUGGUGCUCACGUCGUUGAACACCACAAUGACACCCCUCCUCCGCCGUCGCCAUCAAUGGAAGCUCUGCCGCUGACUGGAAUCCCGGAACUUCUUCGCAACGAACCCAUCUUAUGUGGCCCACAAUAUCAGCCUCGUAAAAGACGCCACCCGACCAACUUUGCCUCGAACAAGAAGCCUCAAAACAAGAAUCUGCGUGUGUCAUCCAGAAUGCCAAGGGCUGCUGCGUCCGUCCCACACGCCCGACCUGUUGCUAGCCACCAACGUCUCGCUGGGCAGCCCCACAUCAGCGAGAUUCUUGCUCUUGUUAAAGAUCGACCAUUCUUCUUUUAUGGGCCGAUAAGUUUAAAUUUUUACUAUUGUGGCCACGGCGAUUCGGGGAUACUGGAGGCAAACUCUUCAGCAUCCACGGUCGACAACGAAGAGUUAGCCGACCGCGAAAUUAGCGCCGAUGAUGGUCACGAAGACGCUGGCCACGACGACGUCCACCACGACGACUCUGGCCACGAAAGCGUUGACAUCAAGUUUUUUGACGACGAGUAUGACAGCAACGAGUAUGACAGCGACGAGUAUGGCAGCGACGAGGUUGACGGCGACGGAUUCAGAAGCAUCAAAUAUUUCAAGCACCGUUGA